GUCAUCGAUUUUCCUUCCUUUGCAUCCAUCUGUAUCGAGAAUCGAGUAUAGGAUCGAGUAUCGAGAGUGGAGAAUCGAGAGGUCGUGUAAAGGAAGGCAAAACUACGUGGACCUUACAGUACGACGCUCCUACAUUAACAACAACCACAACAACAUCGAGACUGCAGUCAAACGAAGGAACGAACGAACGAACGACGUUUGGGGCGUCUGCGGGUGGUAAUCGAUACCCGUUGGAAACACGGAACGAACGAAACUAGGAGGGACGUACAAACGAACGAACGAAACAAGGACGAACGAACGAACGUACAGUGAAACUACGAACGAAACAACUAAAGUAACAGAAGAGGGCAAAUCUUCCAAACGACACGGGAUUGGGAUGUCGGAUCAUCACCGUUUUUCUACCACCACCACCGCCUCCCAAUCCUCCAACCCAUUAAACUCCUCCACCAAAUCCUCCUCGUCUUCGACACUCACCCCCUCCUCCCCAAUCGACAAAUUCCCCCCCUCCUCCUCCCUCUGUGACUCGGACUCGGACUCGGACGGAUGGCAGGACAUGCCGAUCGUGCACACUGAUGAGCUUCGAGGGGGGUUGGACGAGGAGGAUCAGCGGAGGUAUCAUUAUCGGGUUAAUGAGGGUGGGAGUGGGGGUAGUGCGAGUGGGGGUGGGGGUAAAGGAGAAGGGAGUGGGAGUGUGGGUGGGGGUGAAGGAGGGAGUAGGGGUGGUGGAAAUGCAACAGGCACGACGUUGGAUACAGACGAAUACGGGUAUAGGUGGAGAUCGAACCCUAUGCAAUCCAACACCUCCUCCUCCUCAUCGACAGAGCAACAUUCAUUCACCACUGAAUCAAACUACACCCGUCUCCGGCACGUCGAAGAAGACUGGGAAGAGUCCGCAUCGGUGGUGGCGACUUCGCGAUAUCUAUUCCACGACCAUUACGCUUUAGAAGAACGCGGGGGGUACGCGAUAGCGGACGAUGAUGGGAAGGCGAUAACUCCUCUAUCGCAAAUGCAGCAGACGAAGGGGUUGUUAUCGGAGAGUCAGCGAAUCGCGUAUGUGGGGUUAUGUGCUGUCGUGAUCCAGGAUAUGAUCCGUGCACUCACCGUCGAGGAGACGACGAAGGUGAAGGUGAAGGUCAAGCAGGGGGAUGGGACGGUGGGGACUGAGGUGAGGGUGGUGCCGAGGAAGGUAAAAGGGAGAGACGGGGUGGAGAGGGGGGUGGUGAAGAAGGAGGUGAGGGGUGCGGUGGGGAGUAUGGAGGUGUGGGCGUUGAAGAUAUUGGGAAGGCUGUAUUAUCAUAUUGGAGUCGAACCACCCGAGCAGAGUAUGAUUCAAUCUCUGUCGAAACAUGGAGUGAGGCCGGAGGAUUUAGUCCCCCCCUUGGUGGAGAUGAAGGAGGUGGUUAACCCCGAAUGGAGUUAUAUCCACGAUUCGAAGAUAAGUGGUGAAGAAGAAGUUCCGAAAUACAUCACACUCGACAUGCGAUACACACUCCUCACCGACCUCUUCCUCAUCCUCAUCGCCGACUCCGUGUACGACUCCCGUUCGCGAUCUCUCCUCUUCCGCGUCGGGUCCCACCUCUCCCUCUCAUGGUGGGACAUCGUCGUCUUCGAAGGCCGCAUCGUCGAAGCCGUCGGCGCAGGCGAAGGCGUCGGGGAAUCCGGAACCUCCGACUCCGACUCCACAGACGGAGGCGGAGGGGGACUCCAAAAAAGCGAAUCCGCCGUCGCAGACCAAGUCCGGCGUCUCCGAAAUCGACGAAUUGCCCUCCUCGGACUCGCCACCCUCGGUGGAGGCCUCGUUAUCGGUCUCAGCGCCGGACUCCUCGCACCCGUCAUCGGCGUUGGUCUCGGAACCGCAUUCAGCACUGUCGGUCUCACCGGUGCAUCUACGUUUCUUGCCGGAUCCGCCGGCGCAGCCGUUAUAACAACUGGAGGGGUAUUGACCGGUGCCGGCAUCGCCUCCAAAGGCAUGAUCCGGCGCACCCAACUCGUGCGUGUCUUCGACGUGCUCCCUGUACACCAAAACCAACGCGUCUCGUGCGUUCUGUGCGUUCCGGGGUUUCUUAACGGUGCUCUCGACGAUCCGAGAUUACCGUUUUCCGUGUUGGACCCGGUGGGGGGGGAUGUGUGUGCGGUGCUUUGGGAGCCGGAGAUGAUUCGGGAGACGGGGGGGGCGUUGGGGAUAUUGACGGGGGAGGUGAUUUCGCAGAUUGGGCAGACGGUGUUGCAGGCGACGGUUAUGGGGGCGUUGAUGACGGCGUUGCAGUGGCCGAUUAUUCUGACGAAACUCGGAUACCUAAUCGACAACCCCUGGUCCAACGCCCUCGACCGCGCACGUGCAGCAGGUCUCGUCCUCGCCUCCGUUCUGCGCUCAAGACAACUCGGGGUGAGACCCAUCACACUCAUCGGGUUCAGUCUCGGCGCACGAGUUAUAUUCUACGCGCUCCUCGAGCUCGCGAAGAGUGGGGGGUAUGGCAUAGUCCAAGACGUCUUCCUCCUCGGCGCCACACUCAGCGUAAACACCUCCCUCUGGGAACAGACCCGCUCCGUCGUAGGCGGGCGAUACGUCAACGCGUAUGCACGCAAUGAUUGGGUGUUGAAUUAUUUGUUUAGGGCGAGUAGUGCGGCGAGUGGAAACGUAAACACCGUCGCAGGCCUCCGCCCCAUCGAGGGCGUGCAGGGGCUGGAGAAUGUCGAUGUUACUGAUAAGGACGUGUUGCUUUUUCUCCUUCUUCUUAUCCUCCUGCUCCUGCACCUCCUCCUCCUCCCUUACUCCCCUCACACUCUCCUUCCCACACUCUCCUUCUCCCCACUCUCCUUCCCACAUUCUCAAUCCCUCUUUCUCAUUCACCUUCCCACACUCACUCCCUCUCACCCAUACACCCAGAUCGCAGGCCACAUGUCCUACCGCGUCUACAUGCCGGUCAUCCUCGAAGAGCUCGGGUUCAAAGUCACAGAAAGGUGGUUCGACGAGGUCGAGGAACCAGAUUUCGAAGGCGACCGCGUCGUCCUUCCCUCCUCCUCCUCCACCUCCACCUCCACAUCCCCCGACUCUACCAACCCCUCCACCAACCCAGACACGGACACCAACCUCUCAUGGUUCGCCCGCCGAAAAGCAAAAGCCGCCGCCCAGAAGGAGAGGGAGCAGAGACGGAAGGAGGCAGAGCAGAAGAGGAGCGUGGCGGGUGUGCAGCGGCCGCCGAGUUAUGCGAGUUGGGUGGGGAGGGGGAAGGGGGAGAAAGAGAAAGGGAAGGGGAAAGAGGAGAAGGGGAAAGAGGAAGGGAAAGGGAAAGGGAAAGGGGAGGGGGAUGAAGAGCUUCCGCCGAGGGAAGAGAGGGACACACCACCUCUACCAACACGUAUGGCUUCGCCUACACCCGUCCUCGGCUCUGAUUCACGUUCCUCCACACCCACUCCAACACCCACUUCAAACUCAAACACCACCUCCUCCUCCUCUGCCACCACCACCUCCUCCCCCUCCACAACACCCCUGGUCGUCCCUCUAAACUCCGACCACAUCGCCUCCCCCCUCCCCAAAACCGCCGGGUUCGAUUUCGCUGCGAUAAAAGCCGAGUUGAGGGAGUUGUCGAAGGGUGUGGAGGGUGUGGACGGGAUUGUUCCUGCUUUCGAAGCACCCCGAGUAAGGGUGGAUAAGGAACAAGGAAUACAAGGAAUACAAGGAAUAGAACAAGAAGAACAAGAAGAAAUCGUAGAAUUCGGCCCCUUAUCAUCAUCAUCGUCUCCACCACCCACACCACCUACACCACCCUCGAAAUCACCCGACGCGGGGUAUUUCUCGUUUCCACCUACGACAUUGAAUACAACGACCUCGAAUACGCCAGGUCUUACAUUCGGGAGUGCGGAUGGGGAGAGGAUUACUGCGAGUAGUGGUGUUGGGUUACCGGAUUCGUAUUUACCUGAUCCGUGGAUGGUUCCAGGAACGGACUCGGAUAUGGGGAGGUCGAGGACGGGGGAUGUGGGGAAUCCGUGGGGAUGAUAUAUCUUGACGAGGUGAGGGUGAGGGUGAGGGUGAGGUGCGGGUGAUAAGGAUGAAUGUGAGGGUAAAUAAUUGCACGACGAG
Messenger RNA from Lentinula edodes (shiitake mushroom), 4081 nucleotides. RefSeq lists its product as uncharacterized. The record is from RefSeq and is a predicted model, not a curated record. Lineage: Eukaryota; Fungi; Basidiomycota; Agaricomycetes; Agaricales; Omphalotaceae. The transcript has 6 exons. Bases 377 to 3997 code for a protein of 1206 amino acids.